AUGACCGACAUCGCAGACGAGGCCGACAUGCAAGGCGUCGCUCCUCACGAUGUCAUGAAGCUGUAUGCAAACAAAUACGCCAGCGAUUUGGCUACCACUCGCCGAGUUGGUCGGUCCCUGCACAAAUCAGAGCUCUAUCAGUACCAGAAGCUGCUCAAGCACAAGGUCGUCGUCAUCACGGGCGCCGGCAGUGGGUUCGGUCGUAAUGUCGCUCUGGCUUCCGCCAGGAAUGGAGCCAAGGUCGUCAUGGGCGAUGUCAACAAAGCCGGACUACAAGCUGUAGCAGACGAGAUCAAGCUCGCAGGCGGCAAGGUCGUUCACACAGUCUGCAACGUCACUUCGUGGCAAUCGCAGGUCGACCUCUUCAAGCUUGCCGAGAGGACCUAUGGCAAGGUCGACAUCGUCUUUGCCAAUGCAGGCGUUACCGAGAAGCUACAUCCUGGAUUCGAAGACGACGUCAUCGGUGCAGAUGGCGAGCUCACGAAGCCAGACUUGCGCACGCUCGAUAUCAACCUGAUUGGUGUGCUCUAUACCGUCAAACUGGCGGUAUAUCACCUGCGAAAGCAUCGCGAUGCGGGCCGAGCUAUCAUCUUGCUCUCGUCCAUGGCUGGCUUCCACGGCGUACCUAUGGCGCCCAUGUACUCCACCUCCAAGUGGGGCGUACGAGGUCUGCUUCAGUCCUUGACUUUCCUAGGCGCCGCCGAAGGAUUCCGCGUCAACUCAAUUCACCCUUGGUUUGCCUCGACCGGCAUCAUAGAGCCUCUGACGAGGCUCGGUCUGGUGGGUCUACCCCUUUGCGACCUCGAGGAUGUCAAUGGCGCACUCAUUCGUGCAGCCACAUGCCCCAAUAUUCACGGUCGCAUGCUCAUCGUCGAUCCAAAGGGUGUACUCGAGAUCACCACAGACGAGACGGAGGAUACUAUCUAUGCCGAGUUCGGUAGACGAGCUUACAUGACACUGGCACUGGGCGCCACCGUUCGCGAUAUUUCCUAUGUGCUCAGACUGGCCAUAGGUAAAAAUAAACUCAAGAUCUUGUCACUCAUUGCCGCCAUUCUUGGUCUCGUGCAGUUUAGAAGGAGCCGGGUCUGA
Molecule: messenger RNA, 1089 nt
Organism: Mixia osmundae IAM 14324
Lineage: Eukaryota; Fungi; Basidiomycota; Mixiomycetes; Mixiales; Mixiaceae
Exons: 2
Coding region: 1-1089 (362 amino acids)
Source: RefSeq, a predicted model, not a curated record